AUAACAGCCCGUCGACAAUGGAAACAUAUUUAUGAUGAAUUAGGUGGUAACCCUGGAAGCACAAGUGCUGCUACAUGUACUCGCAGACAUUAUGAAAGAUUAAUCCUGCCGUAUGAAAGAUUUAUUAAAGGAGAAGAAGAUAAGCCACUGCCUCCAGUGAAACCUCGAAAACAGGAUAACAGUUCCCAGGAGGGUGAAGCAAAAACAAAAGUGUCUGGAACAAAACGCAUCAAAAACGAAAACCAAAAGAGCAAGAAGGAAAAAGAUAAUGCACAGAAACCCCAAGAUGCAUCUGAGGUUUCAUCAGAACAAGAGAAGGAUCAAGAAUCAGCAGACCAGAAGAACUUCCCUGAACAUCCUACAACAGGAGAGAUGAAACAACCCGUGCAAGGCCCCCCAUCUCUUUUACCAGAGACAGCUCGGCCGCUGCCUCUGGAAAAGACAGACCCGACAGAAAACAUCACAAACAGUGAAAAAGCCAAGGAGGAGGUUCAGCACUCAUCCUCUUUCUCAAGUAUAUCCAUGCCUCCAGAAGACGACACUGUGCUGGAUGCCACCGUCACGAAACGACCACAUCCCCCAGCAGAUGCCCUGGAAGACACAAAGCCUGAGCAAAGACUGCACAAAGCUUUCACUGACAGCUUAGAAAGCGAACCUCCAGAAAUGCCCUUCACGACUUUCCCGGUCCAGCUGCCUGCUCAGAGCGACGUGGAAGACGACAAAUUGCCAGAGAUGGCCGAUUACAUCGCAAACUGCACUGUGAAAGUGGACCAGCUGGGAAACGAAGAUAUCCACAACGCACUAAAGCAAACGCCCAAAGUACUGGUGGUCCAGAACUUCGACAUGUUCAAGGAAAAGGAGCUGCCCGGGUCCAUGAACGACGACUCCACUUUUGGUUACACGCCGCUGCUCUACUCCAAGGGUAAUCCAGGCAUCAUGUCACCCCUGGCGAAGAAGAAGCUGCUGUCACAGGUCAGUGGGGCAGCCCUGCCGUGUAGCUAUCCUUAUGGUUCUCCUCCCCCUUUGAUCAGCAAAAAGAAACUGAACGGCAGAGAUGAGCUGUCCUCAAGUAUAUCGCAAGGUCCCCAUGCCCCUAAUACCGAUCCUGUAGCAAUUAAUAGGCCCUCAGUCAUACAACACGUGCAGAGUUUUAAAACCAAGGAAGAAAGGAAAUCGAUUAAUGACGUUUUUAAACAUGACAUGCUAAGUAAACCAGAUCCUCAGCGCUGUGAUUUUUCAAAACAUCACCUCAGUUCUCUUGCCGAGUCAUAUAUACCGAAGACGGAUAUGCAGGACUGCAAAGAUAAAAUGAGUGAGAAAAGGGCACUGCAGCACUCCCAUGUCCCCACUUUCUUGGCAGAUUUUUAUUCAUCACCUCAUCUGCACAGCCUUUAUAGGCACACAGAACACCACCUUAAUAACGAACAGACAUCAAAGUACCUCCCCCGGGACAUGUUCAGAGAGUCUGAAAAUAUUUCUACUUUUACUCAACACAAACACCAAGAAAAACUAAAUUUAAAUUAUCGCCCAUCUUUGCAUCAACAAGAAAAAAAGGCAGCAGUGGAGGCCUCCUCAGAUGAUCAGCCAACAGAUUUGAGUCUUCCAAAGAGCAUACACAAACAGACUGCAAAGGCUCCAGGCUCCAGCCUCCCUCAUUCAUCCAUGGCCCCGCAAGAAGGCAAAGGUAUCUCCCCGUUCCAGGCUGCGAGCAGCCAGGCAGUGAGCCUAGACUGUAACCCCAAAGCUUGCCGCGUGUCCCCCAUGGCCAUGACAGCCCCGAAAAAACACAGCGAGUUGCUCCACAGGUCUGGGAAGCAGCAGGCCCAGAGGCUGGAGAACCUGAGGAAGAUGGAGGGGAUGGUGCAUCCUAUCAUCAGCCGCAGAACGAGCCCUCAAAACGUGGGGGCUGCCCGGCCUUUGAAACGGAGCCUGGAGGAUUUGGACAAAGUCAUUUCAGAAAAAAAAAUCCGAGCUGUCUCUCCUCUGCACUUACCAAAGGAGACCGCGGUGAAAGACAAGGUUCCCGACCCAGAGGGGGAAGGCAGCAAGCCGGUGCACGGCCUCCACUCCAGCAGCGUGCUGGAAAGCCACUCCCUUCCGGCCCCCAUCUCCCCAGGCUUGUCCCCGGGAAGCCUGUGCACGGGGCUGAACAAUCGCCUCCCGCCCGGGUAUUCUCAUCCCCUGCAGUACUUGAAAAACCAGACCGUGCUCUCCCCGCUAAUGCAGCCUUUGGCUCUUCACUCCUUCAUGGUGCAGAGACAAUUCCUCACGUCCCCUGCAAACUCCCAGCAACUGUACAGACACUUAGCUGCAGCAACACCUGUAGGAAGUUCCUACGGUGACCUUUUGCAUAACAGCAUUUAUCCUUUAGCUGCUAUAAACCCUCAAGCCGCAUUCCCACCUUCCCAGCUGUCCUCUGUACAUCCCAGCACAAAACUGUAAACCCCCUCGCUCAAAAAAAAAAAAAAGGUCUGAGGAGAAAAGUUAAGUUAGCGACAUUCCUCCCCCUGUGACGAUGUCUCGCGGAUUCAGCCAUCGGUAUUUCGGUCAACCGGGAUGCAGUCGUACCCCGCCCAGCGGAGCGCUUCGGAGUUUGGAGAUGGGACUGCUCCUUUAAUUCUGGGUCCCACAUCAGCCCCCUCGCCCCUUAUCCCUGUCCCUGCAAAAAAAAACAAACAAAAAAAACCAACAAAACAAAACAAACAAAAAAAGAAAAAAAAAUCAUUGAAUUUUGCGUAUGUUUUUUCUGAAAGGACUCGUAUGCGGUAAGAGCAGAUGUUCAAAGGGAGCCGUGGAAAUGUGGGCUCGGUCCUGAGCUCACCGAAACCCCCACAGGGGCUGCGGUCGCCUUUCGCGCUGAGCGAGGACCAGGGGCCGUGCCUUGUGGCAAGUCAGUCAAGAACUCGAGGUGAACCUGGCAAGGAGAAGUGGGCCAAGAAUCCGUACAAUCAGUGGAUGUGCUUUUUUUUGGGGGGGGGGUAACUUUUCCUGACUUUUAAAGAUUCAAUCAAUGCAAUGUAUAGUGAAACGGCAAUAGAUUUCUCAUUUUAACACUAUUAGAACAGAAGGGUAAACACUGUUUAAUUUGACUGUACAUAUCCACUUCGUAAACUACCAGUGUCACAUUUGGUCACAAUAAUUUAUAUAGUUUUGUUUGUCCAGUAUAUUCUGUGCUCUUUAUGUUUGGGGUUUUUUUUUUGUUUGUUUCAGGUUUCUUUUUUUUUUUUAAAUUAAACAGUAUCAUUUUAUCUGCAA
Messenger RNA from Tauraco erythrolophus (red-crested turaco), 3255 nucleotides. The record is from RefSeq and is a predicted model, not a curated record. NCBI's taxonomy places the organism in Eukaryota, Metazoa, Chordata, Aves, Musophagiformes, Musophagidae.